AUGGAAAAUGCAUUUGAACAAACUAUCAUCAAUCGCCUAAGGACUCUAAAUCAUACCCAGCGCUCCAUCGAGAAGACUUCCCGCGCUUUCUUAAAAAACCGGCAUAUGGCAAAAGAGCUCGUGAAGCUCUGGUUCAAAGAGUUUCGCUCAGCUGCCGACAAGCUGAAACUUGCUUUUCUGCAUCUUGUCAACGAUGUUGUUGUCAGCGGAUCCCAAAAGGCACCCCAAUUCGCGCAACUCUUCGAACCUGUUCUUUCUUUUGCCUUUCGAGAGACCGCUAGUGUUCAGUCGCACCAUAUCCGAUCAGCAGUGGCGCAUUUAUUGGUCGUGUGGGCCGAACGGCAAAUUUACCCACGCUCCUUCUUGCGCCAACUUCGUACAACUUGUCAACGAGCCGCUUUACAGGCUGACGCAGCCAAUCCAGCAAAAAGUAGUUCAAAGCCCUCCCCAUUCGAUUUCUCCUUUACCUGUGCCCUCAUCAACGCAUCGGCGGCCACGCAUCAGCCUCCGUCCCUCUCUCCUGCCGCACUCACAACCACUCCCACACCUGAUACAGGUAGCGGUGGCGGUUCUAUGUCGCCAUGUACAAACCUGGCGGUGUUCAGAGAGGAGUUGCAGCAAGACCUGGAAUUAGAAGCGGUAAAACCGCCGGACACUGGGGAUUUGAUCAGGCUGUUAGAGGCUCUUCAAAGUGCUCCCUCGGCCAACGCAAUCACGCGUCAGAAGAUUGCAGACUUUCCCGCGGAAGUCUCAGAUCCUCAGGUUGCGACGAAAAUGCUCUCGGAAGGCGUUGAUAAGAAAACUGUGGUUGAGCGAAUUCAAGUUGCUCUGCGCCAAUUGGAGUCAUAUAACCACAGCCUGGAUGAAGAGAUGGUCCAGCGUCACAACUUGAAUUUGAAUCUACGUGCCUACAAAAAGGCAUUGAUAGAGGCCUGUCAACAAUCUCGAGCAUGGAUUCAAAAAAUUCGUGAAAAGCAGGCCGAUGCAACCUCCCUGCAAACGAGCUUGGACAGUCAUAUGCGAAGUCUCCCAGACGAUCAAAAGUACGAGAGCGAAUUUCUGGCACCGUUGCCCUCCGUUGGGGAUCUGUUUCGUUAA
Molecule: messenger RNA, 1098 nt
Organism: Hydatigera taeniaeformis
Lineage: Eukaryota; Metazoa; Platyhelminthes; Cestoda; Cyclophyllidea; Taeniidae
Source: the annotation of a GenBank genome assembly